Messenger RNA from Penicillium malachiteum, 1230 nucleotides. It is a transcript of the gene tpcD, whose product is annotated as trypacidin cluster transcriptional coactivator tpcD. NCBI's taxonomy places the organism in Eukaryota, Fungi, Ascomycota, Eurotiomycetes, Eurotiales, Aspergillaceae. Gene Ontology annotation, molecular function: methyltransferase activity. The transcript has 3 exons. Bases 1 to 1230 code for a protein of 409 amino acids. The record is from RefSeq and is a predicted model, not a curated record.
AUGGACAGAUUCGAGGGACACGCUCGUCAACUCUCUGACGCAGCCCAAGCUCUAGCCACAUAUUGCAAGUUACUCCAUGGUCAGCCCUUUGUCUCCGCAAAUGCACCAUCGGAAAUCCAGCAGGCGCGACAAUCGAUACUCAGCAGCAUCACCCAGAUCCAGACUCUCCUCAACGAGCCGGCAGACUUUCUCCAACAACUGGCCAUAAAGAACCAAUAUCUUGCAUGCAUCCAUUGGCUGGGUGAAUUUCAGGUCCUUGCCUGCAUCCCCCUAUCCCACAGUGUCCCAUUCGAAGAUGUGGCUGAAUUGGCCGGCAUUCCCGAGCCGCAUCUACGUCGAGUCGUCCGUAUGUUAGCGACGACGGGAUUUCUGCAAGAGCCCGAGCCGGAUCACGUUGCGCAUAGUACAAUUUCAUCACAGUUUGUCACGCGACCCUCAUACCUCGAUGCGGCGAUGUUCCUUGCGGAGACGGCCGCCCCAGCUGCGCUGCAGAUGCCCGCUGCCAGUCGCGACCCCGCCCAGGCGUCUUUCCCGAUGAUUACCGCUGCUGCACCGCAGCCUAAGGUCCGACGCCAGUGGCAAGCCUAUUUACAGUAUGGGUUGGGCCACUCCGAUUCCAAUAUAGGAGAGCUCUUGGAGCAAUUUGAUUGGGUGGGUUUAGAGGGUGGAACUGUUGUGACGACCGGAGCCCGCGCCAUUCCCGUGGUUCGCAAUCUAGCAGAUCGAUAUCCGACACUCGGACAACUUAUUCUCCAGAGCGAUGGUGAUCUCCAGCCUAAUGGGACAUCCCCUCGUGUAUCCUUCCAAAAGCGAUGUCUUGGCUCAUUGCAGAAUGUUCCCGACGCGGAUGUCUACGUGAUUGGCCUUCCAUCACCAUCGCUUGCCCUCCCUGUCUCGGCCAUUCUCGAUCAGAUAGCAUCUGAGCUACGCGCCCAUCUACAUAUUCUGCGGUCUGACCGACGGCCUGCAAUUUUGCUCCUCGCAACUCGACCCAUGUCCGAUCAUAUUCCGGGGACCGACUCAGCGGGUGAGCUCAUUACUCGGCUGCACGACUUGUCCCUUCUGCAGCUCGCCAAUGAGCGGGCAAUGGAGAUGACCGAGUUAAUGCAUGUUGUCAACGGGAUUGGGGAUACAGCAGGCUGUCUUGGAGUGGUGCGCCGGAUAACUAUCCCUCAUAUUACGGAUGCGUUGCUAGAAGUGCGAUAUCAUGCGUAUGCUAGCGACCAAUAG